Annulohypoxylon truncatum is the source of this 3147-nucleotide messenger RNA. RefSeq lists its product as uncharacterized. Bases 1 to 3147 code for a protein of 1048 amino acids. Lineage: Eukaryota; Fungi; Ascomycota; Sordariomycetes; Xylariales; Hypoxylaceae. The record is from RefSeq and is a predicted model, not a curated record. The transcript has 6 exons.
AUGAGGUACUUCCGCUGUAUCUAUCUAAUUCCUACCGUCGUUCACCUGGCGGGCGUCUUUGCAAGCCUCCCCGGUAGGUCCAACGAGAUUGAAUUAAGGAGAGCCAAAGGCCAUGCUCUUUCUCGUGGACGCGCUUCUUCUGAGGCCAGAAACUUCAAUCACAAUGGCUUUAGAAAUGAAGGGGGGUCUGUGUCCACAGAUGUGAAAGGACAAAGUAAUGUUCAUGGUUCAUAUCGAAUCGACACCAUCGUCAACGCUAUAAACUCGGCCGACGAGCAAGUCCAUACCGUGAAUCUUGCCAUACGGAGCAUAAAAGCCGGCGGUACCAUCGAAAACCUCGACUCGACAUUACAAUCGUUAACAUCUACUAUCAAGACGACUUCUGAUGCUAUUUCCGGAGCCGAAUCAUUCCAGUCUGGAGACAUUCAGACUCUGAAAUCGGCCAUCCAACCCUUUCAGAAGUCCAUCGGUACACUUGUCACCCAACUGGUGGCAAGGAAAGAUACGAUAGCGAGGCUAUGUGGGUGUCGCGCCGUGCAGGGUGCUAUGAACCAAAUACGGAGCUCGACUCGAGUCAUGUUUGAUGGUAUCAAGAAUCGCAUGGGUCAAGGCAAUUCUGGCCAUGGCAUCCAUGGAAGACGUGGCUUCAGCGACUUGCAUUCCUUGGAUUCAGGAAUAGCUAGUUUCCUGAAUCAUGGAUCUAAUGCUUUUAGCUACGGCAAUUGUAUUGAUUAUGGAGACAUCUCAUCUGCAGUAAAUACAUGGGCAUACCCGACGGAGACAGCAGCAUAUACCGGAUACACCUCCGUUGUGUUGGCAACACCUACAAUUGCUGCUCCACCUGAAACCGUAAGCGGCGUGCCAGGAGCAACGUCUGCCCCUGCAACUGAAGGUGAAGGGGGAGACGGCGAAGGCGAGGAAGCUGAGAACACUUUCGGCACGGAGACGGAGACGGAGACUGAGAGUAGCCCCGUUUCGACUUUCACAUCUACUUUCACGGACACCUCGACAGGCAUCUCGUUGACGAGCACUGCCUCAACAAGCACUGAAUCGACAAGUACUGAAUCGACAAGUACUGAAUUGACAAGCACUGAAUUGACAAGCACCGCAUCUGACGGUGAAGCGGCUGCGGACGCUGUAUCAAGUUCCUCAGCCUCCGCUACUCCUGUUACUUCAACUUUUACUGUUACUAUAACAACCACAUUCGUACCUGGGACCUUGACCACGGAUACCAGUAGGAGUACUGUUACCCGUACCAUUACUCGUACUAGGACUACUACGUCAACGUCUACUUCUACUUCCACCUCUACAUCUACGCGUACUUCUACAUUGACGUCGACAUCAACAAGCACGAGUAAGAGCCGUUCGGUCGUCACUGAUACGACGACUUUUACAACUACAGGGACCUUGACGGAGACGAUUACACGUACUCGUACUAGUACGAAAACACCAUCUACGUCCAGUUCAUCUACAUCUACAUCAUCCACCACAUCCACCACAUCCAGUCCAUCAUCUUCCACUACUUCUUCAACUACACCUACUACAUCAUCUACGCAAUCCAGUACCCUGGUAGAAACCACAAGAACACAGACUCGUACAUCGACUUACACGAGCUCGGGAAGCACGUUCACGUCUACAUUCACAACUACUAGAACUACAACCUCGAAGACAACAGAUACGGAUACUUCGACGUCAACUGAGACUAGUACAUACACAAGUCCGGCCACAACGAUCACGUCUACUUUCACUAAAACUCUAGGCGGUUCGGCGACAGGAUCUGCCACGAGCACAGUAACGUCUACUAAGACGAGUACGUAUACGAGUGUAGCUAGCACAUUGACGUCAACUUUUACGACUGCGAAGACAAGUACCUUGAAGGAUACGUCAACAAAGACUUAUACAUCUACCUCCACGAAGACGUAUACCAGCUCAGGUAGCACAUUUACGUCGACCCUUACGAGAACAUCCACAAGUACUUUGAAGAGUACAUCAACGGAAACGCUCAAAACAACUCGCACUAGUACAUAUACGAGCGUUGGAAGCACGCUCACUUCCACUUUCACCAAAACAUCGACUGAUACUACGACUGAGUCAGACAGUCGCUUUACCUCAACCGUGACAAGUACAUACACCAGUGCGGGCAGUACACUCACGUCAACUUUUACAACUACGGCAACGAGCACCUCGACAGCGUCUGCGACGAAGACAUAUACGUCAACUGUUACGAAAACGAUUACUAGCCCAGGAUCUACAGCAACAUCCACCUUCACAUCUACGGACACAACUACGCUGACGCCAACGAAGACAACACUUACAAGCACAACCACCUUCACGUCCACCAUCACAGCGACGCGAACGAGUACCUUGUCUGGAUCAAGGUCGAAGACCACACUCACAACAACCUUAACAAGCAAAUUAACGUCUACCCUCACCGACACAGUCAAAAGCACCCUAACCAAAACGCGCACCACGACGAGUACCUCGACGGGCGGGUCCACCGUCACGAUAACGCGGACUCGAACCAGCACCAGCACCAACACCGACACAAACACAAGCACGCUCACGCUCACCAGCACGCGCACCAGGACAAGCACGAAGACGCUCUCCAACACAAGCCCUAGCACUUCUUCCCCUACGGUAGCGACGACGACGGUCGUCAGGGGCGCGUCCACGUACACGACGGUCAUAACGCGGACGCAGACCACGACGUUCACGUCCACGGGCACGAUAUCCGCUGCGGCGGCGGCGGACGCGACGGCGACGGACGCGAGCGCGAGCGCGCUGGACGCCUCGGAUACAUCAGAUACGGAUACAGAUUCGUCGAACGGCGGCGCGACGACGAUCACGGUCACGCAGUCGGGUGGUUCGGUCACCGUGCUUACCAUCGCUUCGAGCGCGGACCCGGGGACGGGGUCGAGCGGGCGGGUUGUGACGGUCACGCGGACCGCUGAUUCGAGUAGUGGCGAUACCGCUGCGACGGGGGCCGCUUCUACGGUUACUGUUACUAAGGAUGCUAGUUCUACGACUACGAGCGCGCGUACGAGCACGACAAGCACGCGUUCUGGUUCAUCUGGCGGCGGCGCACAUAGAUCCGGCGUGCUGCUUCUGGGCGGGACCUUAGUCGGUAUCGUUGGUCUAUUGUCGUAA